AUGACAGAGCCCAUGUUCCACUGUCUGAGCUGGCUCGGACAGAUGCUGCUGCUGUUGGCAAUGGAAUCCCUGAUGAGUGUCUUCACAGCAGGACUGUGGGGCUGGGCCCUGAUGCCGCUGCAGACUGGGGUGGCCUUUUGCUUCAGCCUCAUCCUGCUCUGUCCGUCUGUUGUGGUGGAGCUCCUCCUGCUGGACAUGGGCAUGGCCGUAGCCUGUGUCUCUGUGGUCUUGAACUACUUUGUGUUAUUUGUCUGGGACCUCCACGUAAACCUGGCCCCCGGCUGGGUGUGGCCGUGUCUGGGCCUGGUGCAGCUGUUCCUGGGCCUGAUUUUCUGUAUCACGAUCAUAGUGGACAGAGUGAGCCCCUUCGGGAUUCUGCUGGGGAUGGUGGUUCCUGUGCUUCACCAGUACCUGGGUAUUCCUCUUCUGCCUCAGCUGGUCUUCUUCUUAAUGAUCCCGGUCCUGAUCCUACUCACGUUAGACUACAUAUGUUUCAUGAAGAACCACAGCUAUUGGUACAAUCAUGACCGUUUCAACCUAAUGCUGCUCUUGGAGGUCUGGAGUAGCUACUGGAUUGUCAGAGUUUUGGCCAAAGCUCUGAUCCUUCUGCAUGGCCUGCAGGGUGAGGGCUGCAGCUGGGCGGCCCUCAGUAAUGUCUUGUCUACCCUCCUGGUCUCCAGCUCUGAGUCUGUGAUCGCCGUGUUGGGAAUGAACGCAGUCAUCGCAUUUGUGGCAAUGUCUUUAGAGAAGCAUCUCUACAGUAACAUGCUUUAUUUUAAUAUUCCCCCAACUCCCUCCCCAGUCGACGUUUAUGGGGUGUUUGUCAAAGAACUCUCCGUCCUCUGGAUCCUGGGUCUGCAGUUUGGACUCUGGGACCUGGAGCCCACGCAGAGACUGGAGCGUCUCCUCCAGAACAUGUACCUACUGCUGGUCCUCGGCCUCGCUGGUGUGCACUGCUCGGUGCAUGUGGUGCUCCUGGGUUUAGGACAGAGCCAGCACCUCCUGGUCCCUGCGUUAGUCGUGUCUGGUUUGAUGCUGUACUUUCCUGUUCAUGUGAUGCUGGUGUUCUGGCAGCUCUACGAUUGGGACGUCUGGUUGCUCACGGCAACGGCCUUCAGUCUCCUCCUCGUGUUGAAGGUGCUGGUGUCCGUCUGGUUCUGGGUGUGUAGACACUUGACUCCGGAGCGACACACAUGGUUGUCCUACACUUCUGUGAUGGUGACUCUUCAGAUGGAGAUGGUCCUCGGAGCUCUGAUGGUGGCAAUGAGAGUCUACAGCCUGCUGCAGUCGAGACGUAUCAGGCACCUGCUGCUGCUGCUGCUGCACCUCUACACACACACCCUCAUCCCCGGGGUGAUCCGCUCUCACUUGGACAAGGACUUCGUGGCCGGGCGUGUGCUGAGGCUGCCCAUGGUCUUCCUCCUCAACAUUUGGGGACCGGUGUGCGCUGAGGCGUAUGAAGACCUGUCUCCACAAAAUCUGUCUGCCCAACGACUGCUGCACCUGCCCCAGAGUCUGCGGAGCCGAGCCCCCCGCGGUCGAGGAGGGGGCCGACACACUGGGGGAGGCUACAUGAGGGAGGACAGGAUGGGGAUGGGGAGAGAAGGGGAGGGAUGA
This is a messenger RNA of Knipowitschia caucasica, 1617 nucleotides long. The record is from the annotation of a GenBank genome assembly. NCBI's taxonomy places the organism in Eukaryota, Metazoa, Chordata, Actinopteri, Gobiiformes, Gobiidae.